This is a messenger RNA of Eriocheir sinensis (Chinese mitten crab), 1538 nucleotides long. Its product is annotated as triosephosphate isomerase-like. Gene Ontology annotation, biological process: gluconeogenesis; glycerol catabolic process; glycolytic process. The record is from RefSeq and is a predicted model, not a curated record. The transcript has 4 exons. Gene Ontology annotation, molecular function: triose-phosphate isomerase activity. NCBI's taxonomy places the organism in Eukaryota, Metazoa, Arthropoda, Malacostraca, Decapoda, Varunidae. The coding region runs from base 188 to 1060 and encodes 290 amino acids. Gene Ontology annotation, cellular component: cytosol.
GAUUAGCUCAUUUAAUUAAGAAAAUUUAUAAAUGACCGGAAGGGACGCCGCGGGCUCAGGCGGCAACACUGAAGCGAGCAACAAGGCUCAGCGAGGGUAAAGAGGCCGAGACGCGCAGGAAGACGCCAGACCGCAACGACACAGCUCGCGAGGAAGAGUUCCGCCGCGCCGCAGCCACACCGCAGUCAUGACGGCCCCGAGGACCUUCACCGUGGUGGGGAACUGGAAGAUGAACACGCUCAAGGACGACAUUGACUGGCUGACGGGCGUGCUGAAGGCGGCACCCGUCACGCCCAAUACAGAGGUGAUAGUGGGAAGCCCCUCGUGCUACUUGGCCUACGCUCGCCAGCAGCUGCCGGCCAACAUCGGCGUGGCGGCGCAGAACUGCUACAAGGAAGCGCGAGGCAACUUUAGCGGCGAGAUCUCGCCGGCCAUGAUCCAGGACUGUGGGUGUGAGUGGGUGAUCCUGGGCCACCCGGAGCGUCGGACGCUGUUCCAGGAGUCAGACGAGUUCAUCGGCCAGAAGGUGGCGCACGCCAUGAAGACGGGACUCAAGGUGGUGGCGUGCGUGUGCGAGACAAAGGAAGACCGCGCAGCUGGAUGCACGCAGGAGGUUCUUGCCGCCCAGCUGGAGUCUCUGGCGGCGUCGAUCAGCGACUGGUUCCGCGUGGUGUUGGCCUUCGAGGCGCUGUGGGCCAGCAACACGGGGGUGCUGGCCACGCCCGCCCAGGUGCAGGAGGCCAUGGCCAUGAUACGGGAGUGGCUGCGGCUCCACGAGGGGAACAGCGUCGCGGACAGCACGCGUCUCAUCUACGCCGGAUCGGUGUCUUCUGACAACUGCGAGGAGCUAACGCGGCUCAGGGACGUGGACGGCUUUCUUGUGGGCAGCGCGGCUCUUAAACGGGAGAUCGUAGACAUCCUGCGAGCGUCAAGAGUUUCCUGUUCCAGACUUUGGGCGGGGCAGCAGCGUCUGCAAGCCAUCAGUCAGCUCAUCUCACACCUAAAAGACUCGCGCUUUAACCACCUUUCCCUGGACACCAGAGUGACCAGACGCCUCUAGGAAACUCGAAGUAUGAUCGGCUUCACCAAAACGUAAUUUCACUACUUGCAGCUUUCUGGCUCACGCUACAAUCUCGUUUGGACCCUUGUCGGAAGGCCUUGCAUGUUCACCCUUGAGCGAGGCAGCUUAGGCGGUGCUAAACCACCACCAGCUAUGCAGAGGGUGGGACACAACUCAUGAAGCACACAUGGUACCAUUCAGUGGUGGAUGAACAGGGGCACAGGUGUAAGGAGAAACAGCCCAAGCCAACAAUUGUUUGCCAAGGGCGCUAGCAACUUCAUGACGGAGCUUAUUUAUAAAUUUAUAUAUUCAUUAUUUAUUUUUCAUUAUAUAUAUAUGUGUGUGUGUGUGUGUGUGUGUGUGUGUGUGUGUGUGUGUGUGUGUGUGUGCGUGUGUGUGUGUGUGUGUGUGUGUGUGUGUGAGAGAGAGAGAGAGAGAGAGAGAGAGAGAGAGAGAGAGAGAGAGAGAGAGAGAGAGA